Messenger RNA from Galeopterus variegatus (Sunda flying lemur), 3104 nucleotides. Its product is annotated as NEDD4-binding protein 2-like 1. The record is from RefSeq and is a predicted model, not a curated record. NCBI's taxonomy places the organism in Eukaryota, Metazoa, Chordata, Mammalia, Dermoptera, Cynocephalidae. The transcript has 4 exons. The coding region runs from base 329 to 961 and encodes 210 amino acids.
UGGCGUGGCUCCCGCGGACAGAUCUCAGGAGGGCCCUGCUGCCGCGGAGAGGAGGGGUCGUGGGGCCUGGUGCCCAGCAGGAGAGACAGGUGCCACACUCUCAGCUUAGCCUCAGAGUGUCAUCUUGACUCAGUCCUGGUUGCUGCAGAAGUCAGUGGUGGUGACCAGCACCUCUUAGUUCCAAGGGUUGGCAACACACACAGCGGCCUCUCAGCCUCUCCUGCCGCCUGUUAGGAAGUGAUGCCAUCUAGACAUAAUAAGAAUCUCUCUUUUUAAAUUGAAGUUCAACAACUCAAAACCUGGUGGUCUCAGAAUUAUAAACUGCUAAAUGUUAGUGAUGGAAGGAAAUCAUUUCUACUGUGACCAUGCAUAUAAUAAAAAACUCUCUUUCAUUUCUCCACUUUCCAGGCAAUUGCAACAUGACUUUCCCAGGGCCCUGAUUUUCAGCACGGAUGAUUUUUUCUUCAGGGAAGAUGGUGCCUAUGAGUUCAAUCCUGACUUCCUGGAGGAAGCUCAUGAAUGGAACCAGAAAAGAGCCAGAAAAGCAAUGAGGAAUGGCAUAUCCCCCAUUAUUAUUGAUAAUACCAACCUCCACGCCUGGGAAAUGAAGCCCUAUGCAGUCAUGGCACUUGAAAAUAACUAUGAAGUUAUAUUCCGAGAACCUGACACUCGCUGGAAAUUCAACGUUCAAGAGUUAGCAAGAAGAAACAUCCAUGGAGUCCCAAGAGAAAAAAUACACCGAAUGAAAGAACGGUAUGAACACGGUGUUACCUUUCAUAGUGUGCUUCAUGCAGAAAAACCAAGCAGAAUGAACAGAAACCAGGACAGGAAUAAUGCAUUGCCUUCCAAUGGUGCAGGAUACUGGAAUACCUACACAGAGGUUCCAAACCGGAGGGCUCAUGGCAGCUUCACAAAUGAGGGAUCCUUUAACAGAAGGGGUGGUUGUCACCAUGGAUAUUAGAGGCCUAUCUUAUAGCCAUUCAGAAUUUUCCUAAAUCAGUUUUUACUUCAAUAUUUGGUAUUCUUUGGUUUUAGUCAGAGCUCUAAUUCCAGUGUAAAUAGUGGAGCCCAAAAGUUUCUGAGAAGUCAUUAUGUUCAUUAUCUUUAACUAGCAUUUGUUAAAGUGCACCUAUAUGCAUGGUCUGAUGCUGGGAAUUCUGCAGAGAUUCGAUUAAACAAAGUCUCUUUCUCUAGGGAAAGAAUGAAUUUGAAACCGAAACCUGAGAACAUACCCAAGAACAUAAUCAUAGUUAUAUAUGUUCAUAAGUGAAAUAAAGUGUUUAUAUUAUAUAUAAGCUUCAGUACAACUUUCUCUGAAGUAAUCUAUUUAUUUUUUCAAGAAAUUCAUCUCGAUCAGAAAAGUUGGAAAGGUGAGGGAGGAAAAGUGGGAGGCAGGAAAAGUUUUAGCGCUGUUGCUACUUUGAUAGUCUUUGUAUCCACAAAUGUGAGAUGUGUUCCUCUGAUGAUACUGAUUUUCCUUUAAAACUAAUAUGCUAGAAAGUACACAUCUAAGGGAACAUGGUUCUUCAAAGUAGACACUUUGGGAAGUUAUUCCUUUAUUUUAAUAUCAUUGUAAAAAUGUCUAAUCCCUAAUAGCUAUAUAAGCCACUGAGGGAAAAUCAGCAUCAUUUAUAAAGUCGUACCUUGUGUUUUAACCACUUUAUUCAGUAGGAUUAAACCUAACUUUUGGCUAUUGUGCUAACAGUGUAAAUAAAGUGUCUGUCUUCACAAAACAUUGAUUUUUAAAAGGAAAACCGAUUUCUAAAAUUAUGCCUACAAAUGUGUGUAAUUAGUUGGCAGCCCAAAUACACGGGAGUGCAAGAAAUCAAGCACCCUAAGAUAUAGAUCAUACAGGGAUGUGUAAAAACCAUGCUCAUUAUAUGAUGAGCAGUCUUGAUGUUUUAUGUGGCAUUAAGACAGAGUGCUAUCACAAGUCUGGAAUGUCCCACUUAUACCGAUAAUUAAAGUUAAAUUCCAAAUUUAUGAAUCCAAAGUAAAUUCCAACAGGUUGGAGUCAGAUUAAUUUGGUGUGAUAACAGGAUAGACAAGAUCACGUAGGAUGUAUGCUCUAUUUCUUGUUGGCCAACAGCUUCUUUCUAAUGUUCUGUGAAGUAUUAUUUUAAGUGUCCUAUAUAAAGGUGCUUUUAUGGUUACUGAAAAUUGUAUAUGGUACUGCAUUUAUAUGGACUUGUCAUUGAAUUUUUUUUUUUGGUUCGACAAUAAAAACAUUUAAUUACCCAAAUCCUGAGGAAUUCACCUGUAUAAUAAUUUCUUCUAUAUCAUAAGCUUAUUUACCAGUUUUCUUUAAUAAAUAGGAGGCAUAAAGGUCAAGACAAAAGCAACUGUCUAUUUUACUUGCUUAUAUAAUUUGAUCUGUGCACAUUAGAAAGACUCUUUUACUUUAACAUUCCAUUAUCUGACAUUAUUGAAAUCUACUCAGCAUCUUUAAGACUACCAGCAAUGCAUCUGUCAUUUUUUCUUAACAUUUAAAAAAUUGGUAUUACCUUUAACAAAGUUUGGCUGAAACUAAUAUUAUUCCUAUUUUCCAGGCCCAGGUGAUCCUGGGUAUCUUAGUCAAUAUAGUUACUACAGAACCAGCUCAGUAUGGGUGGCCUGACUCACCUAGGUUAGCAGAGGGGAGAAAUGUCAGAGCCCAAACUGGGAAUUACCUUCUUGAUUCCCCAGCAGUCAAAACAGCCAGAUCCAAGCCGUCCUGGCUCUCUGCUUUGGGUUUUUGGUUCACUUAGGUUGAGUGAGUGGCCACUAUGGAGAAGUGGCUCUGGGUUACAGAUCCAGAACUUUCACACAGCAUUGAAGAAGUUUCCUGGUCUAUUUAUGUCUCUUCUUUUCCUGGAUGACUCCUGAAACACUUGGUUUGGAAGCAUAAAAAUAAUUGAGUAAAUACUGCCAACUUUACCCCAUCUAGAAGUAAUCUAUUUUUCCUCUCAACAACCAUCGCUCCUGACUUAUGUGACAUUUUGAGCACCCAUUAACUUGUAUUGUUUUGUGUAUUACUGUGUGCCUCAUUCACAGAGCUAGCAAGUGUUCCAUAUGCACAACAGGCUCUCAUUGUUAAAUAAAUACCACAAACUGCUUUUAUCAUU